AUGUCAUCCUUGAUUAAUCAAUACAUAUUUACAUCAAGUAUGUUGAAUAAAUCUAAUGCUUUCAUUGAAAAGACUAUACAAAAAGGUGAUGCCGAUUUAUAUAUAGCACAAGCCCAUAUUUCACAAUUUCCUACUUAUCAAACAGAAACUUAUUGUCUUCAAUCAACAACUUGUGGAAUUGACGUUGUUCACGUGCCAAAGUGGUUUAAACGCCCCAUAUAUUUAGGUAUUUAUGGUCAUCCUUCACAUGAAGUUUCCAAGUACACCUUAGAUAUUAUUCAAAAGCAAGUACCAGGAGAAGAAUUUAAACUGAAUUUGUUUGAAUUAGAUGAAGAAAAUGAAACUUUAGUUAUAAAUGAAGAAUAUGAUGAAAAUAUUGAUAAAGAAGAGCAAGUAAUUGAUAUUUUUGGAAUACCUCUUCAAUUAGUUUGGAAUUUAAUGAGUAUAAUCAUAGAAGUACUUUUUUUAUAA
Daktulosphaira vitifoliae (grape phylloxera) is the source of this 471-nucleotide messenger RNA. RefSeq names its product UPF0669 protein C6orf120 homolog. The record is from RefSeq and is a predicted model, not a curated record. Bases 1 to 471 code for a protein of 156 amino acids. The transcript is spliced from 4 exons. Lineage: Eukaryota; Metazoa; Arthropoda; Insecta; Hemiptera; Phylloxeridae.